This is a messenger RNA of Angiostrongylus costaricensis, 924 nucleotides long. NCBI's taxonomy places the organism in Eukaryota, Metazoa, Nematoda, Chromadorea, Rhabditida, Metastrongylidae. The record is from the annotation of a GenBank genome assembly.
AUGUCACGUAUGAUGGUACGGACAGGUCUGACUCGAUCUGACAAGUUAUCGGAUACUCAUUGCAGAUAUCGACCGUCUGGAACGCAGAGGAGUCCGAGACCGAAUGUUCCGACAGUAGCUGAAGAACGCAACGCUGGAGUAAAUGCCGCCCUACCAAAUGGUACAGCUCCAGCCCCUGUUGCCACUGCUGUACCAGUUGCAUCUUCACAGGCCACCGCUCCACCUUCAGACACUCCACUAGCCCUCAUUUCACGUACUACACUAACAGCGCCACCUGGUAAUGUGGCUAGUACUCAACUGACAGCACCUUCCGUACAACCGCAAUUUGACGGAAGGCCACCUGGCGACGGCAAUGUCUCGGCAACAACACAAGAGGCUGUUGAGGAUCCUGUUUUAAAUCCAGAGGCGAAUGUGCCUGUCCCAGCGCCAAUGCAAGAUCGUGGGCCUGACGAAGAGGACUUCGCGGGUUGUGGACAUGAACUGCUUAUGGAGAACAUUGUGCUCUAUCGUUCUGUGGAUAUGAACGAUAUUUAUGUUGAUAAUAGAACAGAGUUCUUUCUCACCAACGCCCAAUACACAUCUGCGUUCUACAAGCUAUCAGCUGAUAACAAAAAGUGUAAAACACUGAUCUAUAUUUUGGAAGAAAUCACUGAAAAGAAAAUGAAACCUAUAGAAGAAAUCCCACCAGAUACGGUAACACCAGUUAAUCAACAACAAGCACCUGAAGAGGUCCCCCUCGUAGCCACACAACCGACUUCACCACAAGGCGCUCAAGUUGCACCUACACCUAGCACCGGAACAACUGCGAAUCCAACCGAUCGGCGAGAAGUUGUGCCGGGGAACUUCGGCACGCAAGCCGAGCAUGGCACAGGACAUGGAGGACAUCAUGAACAUCCUGCUGAGGAGAAUAUCAAUAUGAUGUAA